Pezoporus occidentalis (night parrot) is the source of this 978-nucleotide messenger RNA. RefSeq names its product fatty acid binding protein 2 (gene FABP2). Gene Ontology annotation, molecular function: long-chain fatty acid binding. The record is from RefSeq and is a predicted model, not a curated record. Gene Ontology annotation, biological process: fatty acid transport. Lineage: Eukaryota; Metazoa; Chordata; Aves; Psittaciformes; Psittacidae. Gene Ontology annotation, cellular component: nucleus; cytosol. Bases 515 to 946 code for a protein of 143 amino acids. The transcript is spliced from 4 exons.
ACUGGAACACUCAUCAAAGGAGUUCCCUUGACAGAUCGAAGAUAACCUCUGCAAACUACUGUUGUGAGAGUCUUCUUGAACUGGAAAAGCUGUAGUUGGAACAUGUGUAUUCACAACUACAACACACCAGCUUGCAUCAAAUCUCAUCUUAAGACCAAAAGGUCUGGAAAAAAAAAAUUUUAACUGUAACGCACGGUCAACUUCUAGCACCCUGUUUUGGCUUAAAGUAUGGCUCCUUUCUCUACCUUACUGAUAAUUUUCACUAUAACUCGAAUAUAAUGAAUAAAAUGCACAGAUUAGCAAUUCUUUAUUAAGAUGUGCAAUAAAGAUGCUGUCAUGAUUUGAGAGCAAUAAGGGAGAGAUGCAGCAAAACAGUGCGGUCAUGACUGGAAAUUUGAUUAAAGUAAGGUAAUCUUCUCCUUGAAAAGAAUUAGUGCAUUGAGCUUUAGUCAGCCACAUCAUCCUGUAAACUGCUGUCAAGAUAAGCUAGUACAUAAAUUCUCUUUGCAAAGGUAUGUUACUUCAGAAGAGUCCAACUAGCAGAAACAUGGCAUUUAACGGUACUUGGAAAAUAGAAAGAAAUGAAAACUAUGAAAAGUUCAUGGAGGCAAUGGGUGUUAACAUGAUGAAAAGAAAGUUAGGAGCUCAUGAUAAUUUGAAGAUCACUUUUCAACAAGAUGGGAAAACAUUUACUCUCAAAGAAUCAAGCAACUUCCGUACCAUAGACAUUGAAUUCACACUGGGAGUCGAUUUUGAGUACAGUUUGGCUGAUGGGACUGAACUCGCUGGCUCUUGGAACAUGGAAGGAAACAAACUUGUAGGAACAUUUACUAGAAAAGAUAAUGGAAAAGUACUCAAAGCAAACAGAGAAGUCAUAGGUGACGAACUUGUUCAGACUUACAUAUAUGAAGGAGUUGAAGCCAAGAGAAUCUUCAAAAGAGCCUAAGAACUUCACCCAGACCAGCAUCAGAAAAAAAA